UGCACAAUAUCUUGCAAGAGACGAAGUCGUUUGGCGGUCAAUCAAGUCAUAUUUCUUUCCAGUGAACAUGCGAAGCUGUGUAGCUAUAAAUUUGGUAAAAAAACAAUUCUUGUGUGUCAUCCCCUUCACCAGGUGGCACCCAUUUGCUCGACAUCAGUCAAAGCGACGAGUAGUAAUGGAUCCAACAAACGACUGCUUCUCAUUUCAAUUCGCAUUGGUCAAACAAGCCGUCCUGCAUUUGCUUGCAUAUAAUUUAUCUACGAUUUGUGAAGCUGCUGCUUACGAUGGAACGACACAAUCGCCGGAGCGGCAUCGGAUACCUUUAAGAUGUAGGCGACUGAACGAUUUGUGUGAGCUGUCUCUUCCGGGACAGUACGAUUUAGUAAACAAGCUGGUGCACAUCUACAGUCUUCGCAUAUUUGACGAUGCUCCAGGCACUGUUCAUACUGUAAAAGCCCACCCUCAAAUGGAUAAUAUUGCACGUUCAGAGGUAAUGGCAAAAUCCCGUCUUGCACUACGCAAAGGACCUGCGCUUCUGCAUUUGGAACGGCCGCCCCUAUCUCAGUCAGAUUCCGGGCGUUCAUCGUUAAACGCCUAAUGGUAAAAACUGACCGAACACUAUAUUAUGCAGACUGCUA
This is a messenger RNA of Varroa destructor (honeybee mite), 638 nucleotides long. RefSeq lists its product as uncharacterized. Lineage: Eukaryota; Metazoa; Arthropoda; Arachnida; Mesostigmata; Varroidae. The record is from RefSeq and is a predicted model, not a curated record.